AAAAGAGGCGGGACUUCGUAGGCGCGGGUCAAAGAUGUUGUUGUGCUGAUGUGUCAGAGUGUUGUUAAAAUAUCAAAACUCUUUUGUACAACAUGUCUUCCUUUGUGACUGAAGUGCUCGCCAGCUCUGGCAAACUGGAGAAGGAGGACUUGUCCAGCAAAAUAAGCAAAAUCUCUCGAAAAGUGGAGGACACGAAGGAGGAAGUAUGUGACAUGAUGAAUAAGAAGUACAGUGAAUUUCAACCAAGCCUUCAAACAUCUGAGGACCUAAUGCUGCAGGUUAAUGUAGUUUCCAAAGAAAUGGAGGCUCUUAAAAUCCACAUUGAGACUGAAGUGCAGCAGAACAUCCAUGUCGCUGUGAAUGAAUACACAAAGCUUAAGCAGCAGCUGGAGAAAAACACUAAUAUCAUAAAAAUGCUUGAACACCUUAAAGAGUUUCACAGUGCGAUGGAGGAGUUCAAUAAAGCAUUACAGGAGAAGAACUAUGUUGAUGCUGCCAAUCAUCUAGAAAGGGCAAGGAAGAGUGUGGAUUUACUGAAGGACUGGAAAACAGCUCAGCUGUCUCUUCUCAGUGCUCUGAGCUCCGAGCUGACUGUGCAGAGAGAGAACCUAAUUUACCACCUGGGAGACGAAUGGAAGCGCCUCGUCAUCUGGAAAUUACCACCCUCGAAGGAUUCUGCUGACCAGAAGUCCUUCCUGAACGCUCAUCUGAUCCUGAAUGAUGCCUCCAGGAAAGACGAUGAAUCCAAACCUUCUGCUCUGUUGUGCUCCGUUCUGCAAGCUCUAGCCAUCCAAGGAGACCUUCAGCACAAAAUCAAACUCUUCAGUCAGGUGCUUAUGAAGUACAUGUUGAAGCCGUUGGUGAUGCAUGCGUCUCUGUCAGUGAGAGUAUCAGAGCAGCAGGGCGAGGGAACCAUGCUGGCUUUGCAACGUUUUGAAGAGAGCCAUGAGGAGCAAUCCACUCCUUCACAAGUGUACAGUAAACUACUUCUAGUGCUCAAGACACUGCACUCUCACCUGCUGGACGUGUCCAUCGGCAAUAAAAAGCUCUCGGCCAUCCUGGGAGAGUUGAUUUGGGAAGAAAUGUCGCAGUGUAUCAUCCACGAGUGUCUCGUGUACUCCAUCCCAACCAACAGCAAUGAGCUGGAGAAAUACAUCACCGUAAUUAAAGAAACGGAGGAGUUUGAGAAGGCCCUGAAGCAGAUGGAGUAUCUGCAGGGUGAUUCCACAGACCUGCUCAGAUAUGCCAGAGACGUCAACUGUCACUUCGCCAGCAAGAAGUGCAGAGAUGUUAUUGUGGCAGCGCGCAAACUGAUGACCUCCAAGAUGCACAACACCAUUAAAAUCACUCCAGAUUCAAAGCUGCGUUUGCCCAAGCUCCCUGCUCCAAGUUCUGAGGCGAAGGUGAAGCAGCAGGAGGCCGUGAAGGAGGAGAUGACGUUGGAGAACUCGAAGCAGUUGUCUGCUUCCAGCCUGCGUCUGCCCGCCUGUCGCAUCAGCGAGUCGGUGCAGCAGCUGAUGGAGCUGGCGCUCAACACCCUGUGUGAAGCUGUUGGAAGCUCCAUGCAGUGUGCCUUGCAGCUCUUCUUCACAGUGAGGAACAUUUUCCAGCUGUUCUAUGACGUCGUGCCUACAUACCAUAAGGAAAACCUCAAGUUACCUCAACUAGCUGCCAUUCAGCACAACAACUGCAUGUACCUUGCGCACCACCUGCUCACUCUGGGUCACCACUUCAGAGCCCAUCUUCCACAGCCCCUCAGUGAAGGUGUUGCGACUUUUGUUGACAUGGUGCCUGGAUUCAGGAAGCUCGGUGCUCAGUGCUUCUUAGCGCAGCUGAACAUUCAGAGAGCUGAUCUGCUGGAGAGACUGUCCACCGCUCACAACUUCUGCAACCUGGAUGAUGAAAAGAACUACACCGCAGCCAGCAAAGCAGUAAGACAGGUCAAUCAUCAGCUGAAGCAGCUGGGGACGGUGUGGCAGGACGUCCUCCCUGUCAGCAUCUAUUGUAAAGCCAUGGGCAACCUCCUCAACACGGCUGUUUCAGAGAUUAUUGCCAAAAUCAUGAUGCUUGAGGAUAUUUCCUCUGAGGAUGGGGAGCACCUCCACACCUUGUGCCAAAGCGUCAUUGAGGAAGGUCCGCUGGUCUUCAUCCCUCUGGCUGAAGAGAACAAAAAUAGGAAAUAUCAGGAGGAAGUGGCCCUCUAUGUGAAGAAGUGGGGCACUUUCAAAGAGCUUGUCAUCGUGCUGCGGGCAAACCUGCAGGAGAUUGUUGAUCGGUGGGCUGAUGGGAAGGGUCCGCUGGCGGUGGAGUUCUCCAGUUCGGAGGUGAAGAGUCUGAUCCGAGCUUUGUUUCAGAACACAGAGAGGAGAGCUGCAGCUUUGACCAAAAUCAAAUAGAUUUUUGAACAAA
Molecule: messenger RNA, 2409 nt
Organism: Nematolebias whitei (Rio pearlfish)
Lineage: Eukaryota; Metazoa; Chordata; Actinopteri; Cyprinodontiformes; Rivulidae
Gene: zw10
Product: zw10 kinetochore protein
Exons: 16
Coding region: 93-2396 (767 amino acids)
Biological process (GO): mitotic spindle assembly checkpoint signaling; mitotic cell cycle; endoplasmic reticulum to Golgi vesicle-mediated transport
Cellular component (GO): chromosome, centromeric region; RZZ complex; nucleus
Source: RefSeq, a predicted model, not a curated record